AUGUCCACCUCUCCUCCCCCUCGUAACAAACUACCCAUGGCUCCUUUAUCAGCGUCUGCCGCAGCUCGAAACUCCAUCAUUUCUUCAUCCGCCAAAGGCUGGUCACCCCUUCACAUCAACAAGCGAGAUUCAGUCUCCCUCUCACCUCUCAAACCUUCCCCCGAGCUCACGGCUCAUUCUCCAUCCGCUGCUUCGCCUCGACGUACCAGCUCAAGCUUCAAACAUGUGACGAAAAACUCUCUAGUGUCCAGCUCUCCCUUCAAAGACCUGGGGACGGCACAAGGAGCUCAGGCAGCUGGCAGGGAGUUGGAAAGGGAGAAUGUGAUACAUGAGCGCAAAACUGCGCGGGCAAUGGGACAAGUACCUCCCAGUGCCGCGGGAGUGGCUGCGACCCCCAAAGCCAUAAUUGGAUUGGGAAUCUCCGCCACCCCAAGGGGCACCAGCAGAACGUCCAGUGGCGGUAGUGUAAGUCACGGAGCCGCUGUGAGUGGGACGAGGAAGGUGUCGAAUGAGAGGGCUAAAGUCACAUUCCCAUCUCCCGUGGGCGUGGAGCGUAGAUCGCCUGGUGGAGUCGAGAGGAAGAUUUCUUCCAGCAAGGAGAAUGAAAGUCCAGAUGUGCGAGCUGGUAAACGGGUUCCGAGGAACAGUAUGAACCUAAAAAGUUUGGCGAAUAGAGAAUACGUCUCGAAAUCGCCUUUCAAGAGAGUUACCUCCGGUGGAGAGCUCGUUGCCAGCAAGAAAGUGGCCGAAAGCCCAGUCUCCAGCCCGCACUCAAUACCAGUUCACAAAGACGACAUAUUCACCUCUCCGUCUCCCACCGUCCGUCGAGUCUCCCAUGAUCGUCGUCGGGUCUCCCCGGGCUCUCUACAUCCCGGUGGCGGAGGAAAUGGAUCCCCGACGCCUUCUCCCCCAAGAACCUCCUAUCAGCCGCCAUCUCUACUCACAACGGCCCCACCGGCCCCUUCACCGUUAUCACAACCACCAACUGCAGUGAUGUUACUGGCAGACGACGUCACUCCCACGCCUACUCCAAUGAAAUCUUCCAUGACACCGUCUCGACGAUUGCGAGGACCUCGUGGUUUAGUCGAAGGACCAGAUUCUCCUACCAGGGGAAGCAAAACGGUGACCUUUCAAUCUGUCCCCGACGUCAAGGAGUUCGAACGGAUGAGUGUCGAGGGAAGUAUCAAUGGGAGUUUCGAACAACUUGAUUCGGAUGAGAACGAUGAAUGGGUGGAUGAUGGAAGGGACAAUAGUUUCGAGGUCAUUCUGAACUCUCCACCUGUGUUGUCCAUGACAACUCACAAACCUCAUCCUCCGUCUCGUUCGUUCAAUCUUCCCACCGGUGUCGCGCAGGAAGAAGGAGAUCAAAUUGAUGAUGCGGACGCAUCUACCACAGCCGAUUUCAUGGAUGCUCUGGUGGAAGAAGGUCUCUUUUCGCCACCUGAACUUCCGACUCCAGUCAUACCGACCGUACCAGAAGUGCCAUCCGAAUCGUCGGAUGAAGACCAUCCAGACACUUUUCUAUCUACACCCUCCCUCGGUGGAUCUCUUCAUCCCACACCGUUAUUGGGAGACUCGGAAUUCUCUCCUCCAAUGGAAAGCACUUUCAAAUUCACCGAGAAGGAUCACUCCGGUAUCCCGUAUGGACGAACUCAUCAUGCCCAACGUGCCGCCAUAGCACACUCCUUACCUCCUAUCCAGAGUGUAUCACCCCUUGUGCAACCCGCUAUUCCCCAUGCUGAGGAUCAUCAGAUGCUUAUGAAUGCCAACGCUGUCAAUCCCUCGCUUCCUGUCCUAUCUCACCCUGAAGUAGGGGGACCCCAUGCUCAUCAAGCUGGCCUAUUACCCGACCCGUUCAUUACCAUCAGCACUGCCACCAAAGUGCUCUCUCCGGCAAACAAUGAGCGAGAGGAAGACGGAGUGCCUCUGGGUCGAACAAGUCAUUUGGAGCGGAUGCAAGCCGCUCGCGCGCUCGCUACUCAGUCUCUUGGGUUGGGAAUGCCAGGUAUGCCUCGAAGUCCUGCUGUUCCUCAAGCGCUGGAGGUGACCAAACCGCAUGUGAUGGAACCAAGUACACCUACUGGAUUUGCAGAAGCACUGUUUGACGCUAGCUUUGAAAUGCGGAAGGGCGACUUGCUUGAGGACAAGCCGCAGGACAGUCCGUCAACACAGGAGAGGAAGAUCAGCGAGGUACCGGAGAUGAAGGGUCCCAAGAGGAUGUCGGUGUUACUGGACAAGGUAGAGAGGAAGGAAGAAGCACACAAGGACAGAGAUUUACCGAGACCCCCGAAGCCUGAACCCAUCAAACUUCCCAGCCCUGUCACUAGAUCUGAGGACGAACCGGUAGUGAAGAAGCGGACCAGCACAUAUGGCUUAUCUGCUCCCUUCUCCCUACCUUUGAUUGGCGCGACCAGUCCUCUUUUCGGCGGCUUCACCUCGACGUUCACCGAAACUCCCGAGCCUCCCCCGGUGGAACCAAGUGAAACUCCAGUCGACGAAAUAGUCAGACCUCUCACCCCUCCAAGACCUCUUAACCCCGACGGCCCUAAGGUAGAAUCACCCCACCGGAUUCCCUCAUUCGAUUUCGAAGAUAUCUCUCUCGAUACUAUUGACCCCAAACCUAAAUCCUCUCUCCGACCCGUCUCAUUACCUCCCCCCAAAACGGCUUCUUCCGUACCGACUCAACGUUCUGCGUCUGACGAACGCAAAAUGCCGGAAUCACUAUCUCUCAGUACCCUUCCUUCGAUUCCUUCCACUGGCUCUCGCUCUGGAAUUGACUUUGGAUCAUCGUCAGACGGGAAUGGAAUGGGCACAGGCUCUGCCGGAAGAAUUCGACAGAGAAUUUCUCGAGAUAUGAUCAAAGAGACCGUACAACAGCGACUUGCUGAGGGUAGUCUCUCGAAAAGACAUACUCUGCCAACGGAGGAAAGUCAUGUACUCGAAACUCAAUCCAAGCUGGGCAAGACUAACCCUUCCCAGGCGUCUAGAGACAAAGCUUUACCUCCACCUCCGCCUCUGAUAGAGAUCGAUGCUGAGGAGAAAACUCCAAAACCGGAGCGACCGUCUCUUCGACCGAGAAGUCAAACUCAAUCCGCUCAGAGGAUACUGGAACAAAAUUCCAAAGACGGUGUGAUACACGCUCCUCAAAGCGCUUUGGACAAACUGGCUAGUGGGGUGGUAGGCGAUGAAAAGAUUAUUCUCGGUCCAUCCAAGAUUCAGAGUACAUUCCCCGUCAGUAUACUUCAAAAGCCGAAAGACACGGCUGUGAAGGUACAUCCGCCGAGGGAGGAGGUUUCGGAGAUACCUUUGAUUGCGAGUACGGCAGAAACGGUGAAGAGGCCAGAGAAGAUGGAGACGGGAGAUAGGGCUGGGCCGUCGAAAGUGUCGAGGAGAAGGAGUAGGAGUGUUAGUGAUGUGACGGAGGAGUCGGAUGAGAUCGUCACCCCGCGAGGUUCUAUCCUCAGACCACGUCUGACUCUUGGUAUUCGUAGUGAUCGACGGUCCAUGCUCGAUGCGUUCGAGGAAGAAACACGGGAUAUAGAUAGCACGCGCAAAUACAAGAUCAAAGAGAAACCAAUGGUCCGUGCGACAUAUACAGAGACGUUCAGUCACACCAGAGCUGGUGACCUUGAUUCUGGUCGAGCUUGGAGACAAUUACGCCGGCCGUCUGAUCUUAAUGAACAUGCGGCUGAGAUCCGGCAGAUGAGGGAGAAGGAAGCGAGUGUUGGGAAAGCCAGUGGAACCAUCUUUGUCAAAGUAUUGGGCAUUGAAGGAUUGGUUGUUCCUAUUCCAGAUCAACCGACUUAUUUCUGCGUCACGCUUGAUAAUGGGAUAGAUUACAUUCGUACACCUUAUUCUUUACUGUCCGAAGGUGCACGAGUCAAUCAAGAAUUCUCACUCGUCGAACAUCCUAACUUUGAAUUCACCCUUUCUCUCGAUGUCCGACGGGAUCCUCAUAUCCUCCAAGCAUUACACACGAAACCUCCUUCAUCAACUCCCAUUCCUGCAUCUCCUGCAAAACAUUCAGCAUUACGAAACAUCUUUUCUUCUCCUCGUAAAGCCAAACCUGCCAAAUCAGAGUCUCGAUCAACCACACCUCUACCUGUCCUCCCUGCUCCUACACCCCAACCACCAGUAGACAACAUAGCGAAAUAUUUACCCACUCCAACAUCAGCAACGAUCGCUAAAACUCACGUGGCGUUCAAACCCAUUGCCAAGAAUUGCGAGGCGAAGAUAUUGGAGAUUCGGUAUCCUAUGUUUGCCAUGUUCCGUGGUGAACCUGAUCGACAUAUUGGACCAGGACAACAACAAGCUCAAAAUGCCCCAAGGAAACAAUUGGCAAAGAUUACUCUUCAGAUUUUCAGAUUACCACCUAUUCCUGGGUUGAGACCAGAGGAAUUACCACAAUGUAUCGAUGAUUGUCUAAGGGGAAUAAGACAUCAUGCAUGGCAUGAACAUGAGUAUCAUGAAGGACUUUUGACACAAGAUGGAGGAGAUUGCACCGUCCCACGUCGACGUAUGUUCAGACUCAUCGGAGGUAACCUCGUGGCGAUGAACGAAGUCACAAAGAAACAUGUUGCCUCUAUCGACUUGAGACAAGCGAUAGGAGUUAUAGAUCUAAACGUUUCUGGAGGCUCGCCAAAAUCUCGUAUGACCAUGAGGAGAGGAAGUGACGAAGGAAUAUCUAGUCGACCGAGGAGUUUCGAAAUGGAGUUUAAGGAUGGAGAGACUAUCAUCUUUUCGGCUGAUACGGAUGCUGAUAAAGUGGCAUGGAUGACCACAUUAGAAGGAUUGAUUGGUAAAAUUCCCUCAAACCCUCUUUGGGCAGAAUUAUUAGCUGCUAAAAUGCGCGAGAAAGAGUUCAAGGGUAAACGUUCCGGUUCAACUUCGUCAAUUGGGAAAGAUACACGGAGAUCGUCUACGAAAUCUCAUGUGACCGGGAGAACACCGAGUAGGACCAAGUCAUGAGUUCUUUUUGGAUCUCCAAACCAACUUUAACGACACAUCCCGCAUGUAUCUUUCCGACCCAGAGAAUACUUUAGAACCAGGGGUUCACGUCGGAUGUGCACAGAUGACGUCGACGAUACACGAUCUGCAAUCGAGUGGAGAGUGAAGGGAAAGGAGAAGGUUUAAGAGGUUUUAUUUAUCUGUUACUUGGAGGUUUGAAAUGUUAGGUGAUGAUGAUCUGGAAUCAAUGAUGAAAUAAAUUGAUGAAUUUGGUUUUUGAG
Messenger RNA from Tremella mesenterica DSM 1558, 5228 nucleotides. RefSeq lists its product as uncharacterized. The coding region runs from base 1 to 4968 and encodes 1655 amino acids. The record is from RefSeq and is a predicted model, not a curated record. Gene Ontology annotation, molecular function: GTP binding. The transcript has 9 exons. Lineage: Eukaryota; Fungi; Basidiomycota; Tremellomycetes; Tremellales; Tremellaceae.